AUGACAGAGGCCUGGAGCGAGCCCAUAGCUGACGAAAGCAGAUUAGCCCGCUUGGUUUCCAUGGAGACGAGCGGCGCGCAGAGCUGCAGCGCUGGACUGUCAGUGCGUGCAGCGACAGCAGCGGUGUCGCGGGGGGUCUGCAGGAGGCUGAAGGAGGCGGGUGCUCGGACCCUUGCUGCAGACAUGGACUUGCCUUGCGAUUGUGCUGCCGGAACUCCGGCCGCCGAUCAGCCGUCAGGGAAGAUUAACAAAGCUGCUUUCAAAUUAUUCAAGAAAAGAAAAUCGGGUAGCAACAUACCCAGCAUAUUUGGGGUCAGAAACAAAGGGGAUGGGAAAGGCUUGGGUCCUCCGGGCAUGGUGAGGAGCAGGACCCACGAUGGACUAGCUGAGGUGGUGGUGCUGGAGAACGGCAGAAAGGAGGAGCCACGCAGCAGGGGCGAUGGUGCCGGUGCGGGCGGCGACCGCAGCGGGGGUCAGGAGAACCCUGGUCCGCCUAGAGCUGCCGGGUCCGGCGUGGGUUUGCCAGCCAGCAGCUCGGUAGCUAAAUCACACAGCUUCUUCUCCCUUUUGAAAAAGAAUGGGAGGUCCGAAAAUAGCAAAGGGGACCCGGCAGAUGUAGGCAAGGCUGGCGGCAAACAAAAGAGGGGCCUACGAGGGCUCUUCAGCAGUGUGCGCUGGCACAGGAAGGACAAACGCUGCAAGGAGGGGGAACGCGAGGUGCGCGCUGGGGGCCCGGGCGGCCUCGCCCUGCCGGGGUCGCUCACGGCCAGCCUGGAGUGCGUCAGGGAGGCAGCGCCCCAACCUGCGUGCGCACAGGAGAACCUCAGCAAGGACACACCGCCAGAUUCAGCAGGUGAGCGUGGAGCGGGAGAGCCGGGGCUGGCCUCCACCGAUCGUGCUGAAGUGCCCCACUGCCGAAAGGCCGAGAGCCCCGGGGUCCCUGACGCCACUACCGCCCAGGGAGAGGACGCCGUGGGGCAUCAGCACGCCGAGGAUCCCCGGGCACACCGUGAGCUGGGCGUUGGGGAGGUCCAGACUGCCGAGGAUGCUUCCAGGACAGGUGACGUUCUGAUAAAGACUAUCCCCCCUGACGACUCCGACUGUGGCAGCGUCCUGGCGUCUGCCGUCCCUGACCCAUCCUCUGUUGAUCCACCCUCAGACCCAUCGGCUGAUCGUAUUUGUUUGAUGUUUUCUGACGUGACUUCACUGAAAAGCUUUGACUCUCUUACAGGCUGUGGAGAUAUUAUUGCAGACCAAGAGGAAGAGGCAGGUCCCAGCUGUGACAAGCAUGCCCCGGGGCCAGGCAAGCCAGCUGCCUCUAAAAAGAACGACAGCGUGGUGGCCUACCAAGGAGGAGGGGAGGAGAUGGCCAGUCCCGAUGAUAUGGACGACACCUAUCUCCAGGAAUUCUGGGACAUGCUCUCCCAGACUGAGGACAAAGGACAAGGGCCCCAAGAGGGACCAGUUAAGGCAGCGGCCACACUGGACGCCAAGGUAGUACCCGAGACCUCCAAGGACACCAGGUGUGCAGAAGUGGCCAAGGAUGUGUCUUUGGUCAAAUGCAGGAGGCUCAACCGGAUUCCCAUCGAGUCCCAUCUCAAGGAAGAGCCUAAGCACCUGCAGAAGGAACAGCAUGAAGGUGUCCCGAACAGUGAUGAGGGCUACUGGGAUUCCACCACUCCGGGCCCAGAGGAUGACAGCACGAGCAGUGGGAAAAAGGCCUGCAUCCCCAGGGACAGCUACAGCGGUGAUGUGCUCUAUGAUCUCUACGCAGAUCCCGGCAGAAGCCCAGCAGUACCCCCUGCCAACGAGGAGACGUCUUACGUGUCCCGGUUAAAACCCGUGUCUCCGGUCACCAUCACCUGCCCACUGCGAACACCAGGCAGUUUGCCGAAGGACUCUAAAAUCCCCAUCAGCGUCAAGCACCUCGCAAAUCUUCCAUCCAGCCUUCCGGUGGUGCAUCAGCAACCAGCCAGGAGUGAAGUGCCCAGAACAAAAAUCCCAGUGUCCAAAGUGCUGGUCCGCAGGGUCAGCAACCGAGGCUUGGCUGGGACCACCAUCAGGGCAGCUGCAUGCCACCAUAGUGCCAAAAAGUUGUGAGGUUCCCAAGACCGAUGUGGAUGGACCACAUGUCAAGGAAUAUAAUCUUCCUUGGAACCAUUAAAAUAAGUUUUGCUUUUUCUAAGGAAAGGCUUUUAGGACUGUCUCUACUGCAGACCCUGAACGGAGGAGGUCUUUUUCUCCCUCUGGGGGAGGGGUGGGGGUGGGCAGGAGACGCUAGAGAGGGGAUGCCACACUGCACACGGGCUUCUCUUCCCAAGAUAAGUCCCUGGGAAUUAUUUUCAAGCACUUUUUUCUUUUUUAAACCUUUUAAAAACUAUUUUUCUGUUUUUUCUUUAAUGUACUGAAUAUUUGGAAGUCACCUUUACUUGCCUUUGCAGAAAAUAGGGCUUAACCAAACCUAAGUAAGCAUCACACCAUGUUUGGCCAUGGUGUGAUGGGUCCAGAAGGCCUGGACCAGCCACUGCAAGAACCAGAGGAGUCCUCCUCUUCCAUGACCCUCCCUCCCUCCCUCUCUCCCUCCCUCCCUCCCUCCCUUCCUUCUUCCUUCUUUUCCUUUCCAGGUAAAAAAAGACCCUUUGCUGUAGCAGUGUGAGGAAAACACCUAGGAAGCUGAAAAACCCAGGUAUUUACUUGAUGGGCAAAGGGCAUCAAUGAUUGGCAGAAUUUUUUUCUGUUUUCAGUUGCUAGGUAUGCAAAUAGGUAAAUAUCUACCACUGGAACAAGAAAGGAAAAUUUUGGUUUGGUUGGUUUAGGUAAUUUGUGUUUGUGGAGAAAAAAAAGCUCAGCAGAGCAGGUUUUUCCUUUUUAAAUUUUUUAUUUUUAAAAUUUUCCACCCUAUGCAGAAAUCAAGAUUGGGGAAAGAUUUCAUUAAAUGCCAUCAGACCAAGUAUUUUAAUGUUCAUAAAUUAUCACCUUUUCAUGUAAAGAUAGUGCAUAUUUUACAGUUUAUCCUGCUGUUAAUGUUUUAUAAUCUGUCCAUAACCUCAAGUUUAAAAUCUGGUUUUAUAGCUAGAUAUGAUAACUAUCCCCAAACCAUUGCUAUUCUUUUGUGUGCUGUCACCUGGAGCAAUUCUUAUAUUAUUUUUGUCUUAUAUGGGUUCUCUGGCUCUCAAUGCAGAAAAACAAACAGACAAGACAAACACACAAACAAACCCACAACAAUUAUUGUGUUGGUAUUUCAGAGCCAUGGUUUUGCCUUGUCCUGGAUAAGAAUCUAAUGUGUUUCUUACCCCAAACCUUGGUUUUUCAGAGAUUUUACCUUUGUUGUAAAAAACUUUGGAUUCAACCAUCCCUCAACAUGGGGACUUCAAAAUGAGGAAAACAUAACAUAUAACAAUAGAAAAAUAUAGUUUUUAAUAUCAUUUGAUGUCUGCUUUAUGACUUAUGAUUGAGAUAGGUAUGUUCAGAAUAAAACACUGGCAAGGAUAUAUAUCAUAAACUAUGCCAAGAUUUUUUGAAUAGUGGCUUACUUUGUGUACAUUCUCUAUUAUUUGAGAGGAAAUAUUUAUUUCAGAAAGUGUUCCUAUACACCUAGGUAGUUUGGAUGAUAAACUAAAGCAGUUCCUAGAAUGCUAUUAGGAUCUAAUUCUAUAAUAUUGUCUGAAAUGCACUCCGGUGCAUUUCAUCAAAAGACCAGUUUCCACUAGGAGGUGAUUCAUGGCAUCAGGAAUGACAUUAACACUUCUACAUAACUAAUUUUCCAGAGAGAUUGCCUAAGUAAUCAACUGAUAUUACAUGUUUUUUAAGUUUGUUUUAUAUUUUAUAAAGGAAAGAAUAAGGCAAGUUAAGCAUAUGAGAAACCACUUGAAUAAUAUGAAGGAAGUAACAAAAUAAACAGAUAUCAAAGGAAAACAAAUCUGAGCCCACAACACAAAGCAGGUUGUUUGUCAUUUUAAAUCUGCAACAAUUGAAUUAGAAAAGGUGAUGGAGUUUUGCCAAAUUUCUUUAUUAGUUACAUUACCAGCUUAUUGCAUUGUCAGGACCUUAAUGUUAUUUCAGAGUAAUGUUUUAAUGUUUAAAUUUCUUGUGUCCAUAAUUGAGAUACUCAGAAAUAGCCUUUAGAACUCUGAGUAUACCACUAGGAAUUCAUAGAACAAUUUACACUCACACCAGCACAUGCACUUAGCUGUGCACACCUAGCAGACAAAGGCAUCUGCUGUAAAGUUGGUAGUCUUUGAAAUUAUUUCUGUCUUGAGAAAGGGUCAGAUAUUUGUUUAAAUUUGAUUUAAUAUGAAUAGUACUAUUUAGACUCAAAAAUAAGUUCAUUUUCCCCUAGUGAAUGAAAACAUAAAGUGUGUUCCUAGCUGUAAAGUGAAACACCAUUAUUUUCUUGUGCAUUCCCUUGCAAGGAUUAUAUUUUCCUCAGUAUGGAUUCAUGACAAAGUUAUGAUUGUUCAUUUGCUCAGUUGUACAGGAAAGUUAAGAGUGCCUGAAGUACUGAUGAGAAUAUUGUAAUAGUAAAGGCAUUCUAUUUGUUUUGUAAGCACAGAAACAAACUAUUUUUGCUUUCACAGAUUUGAGACUUAUUUCUGCAUUUACACAGCUAUUCCAUGUCUCCUUUAUAUAAGUAAAGGAAGAUGGCAGCAAAGUUUACUUUAAUUUCCCCUUGCUUGUUUGUUAACUAUUUAUACAAGAUUUAAAAUAGUUUCUUCCUCUUCUUUUUAUACAUUUUUCAUGUUUUUUAUUAUAUAUCUUUAAGAAUUCUACCUACACCAGUCAAAUAAAGGAUUCAGGCAGUGAAUUAAAUGCCUUCCAUCACUUGAUGGGAAAUCAGGACCAAUGCAGGAAGAGGGGGUCUUAACCUUUUCCAACCAUAGACAAGGGAUCAUAGCUGGUUUUCUGUGCCAAGGGCUACUUUCUCUCAUUCAUGUUCACUGAAAGUAUUUUUUUAAUUUUAAUAAAUUUCCAUUCCAAUUAUUAUUAAUGUGUUGUCUAAUUUGGCCAUGUUUCCCAAUCUUUUUAAAGAAAAGGGUUGGAUAUGGGCUGAUGACAGAUUUCCUGUGUAUGAGUCUGAGAUACUUGGUUAGUUAAGUCCCUUCAGUCAAAGAGCUGACCAAAUUAGAAAAGAAAAAUCAAAUCAGUUGUUGGCCCUAAAUUUAUCAAUUUAAUAGCUCUGCACAAAGACAGCCUGAUGUUAAUAUCUACAUUAUACAGACAGUGUUACUUGAACCACUCUGCUUGAUGCUAAUGGUGAUUAAUGCUUUUAUUCUCUCAUCAGCACCAAUAGGGGAAAAUUUUACUACAGCAUUUUGAAUAAUCACAAGAGGAAAUAGAUCUUUAUUAUUUCACCUAAUAACAACAACACAAUGUAGGACUUUAAGGAUUUCUUUCAGAUACAUUUUCCACAAAUUACUGCCUACUUAAAUGCAAAGUGUUUAACAUCUAUGAAGGUGAUGACUUGCUGAGUUUAAAGGGUUUAGUCAUCAAUUUUGGAAAUAUUAAAAAUAAUUUUUCAAGUAUUUGCAUUUAAAAAAAUUCAAGUAAACCCUUUCCCUACACAGUUAUCAAGGUAAAAGGCUAUAUUGGAUAUGAAAAGUUCUCUGAAUUUUCUAAGAUUUUUCAUUAUUGGUAGCUUAGAUUAAUUUUCAGAGAAUUUUUACCUCUAACUUUGCCAAGAGGAGUUGAGUGAUGGAGCUCUCUGUCCUCUCCCUGUUUCCAUCGUUUUUGUCUCAUGCCCUCUGAUAGCAGUAAUGGGACCCUUCUCAUGAGUUAGUUCUUUUGACAUUUGCAUAGCGGAACUCAUUUCCUGUGCUUAGUCAUUCUAGAUUUUUCUCCUAAAUGAUGAUUAUCUGGACUUGACCCUCUGUGCCUGGCUGCUACUGAGACAUGUUCUAGUACAUUCACAUAUACUUCGCUCCCCUUAUCAUUGUUAGAAAAUUAAUUUGGAAAUUUUAUACUCUUAAAAAUAAGGGGGGAAAAGGAUCACAGUCACCUCCUAUCACCACUGAGGCUAGCCAAUUAAAAGUUCCUGGAUGGAAUGAGAGGAGACACGAAAAUGCCUCUUGGCCUCUUUCCCUUCCCUUCUCCAGGACAGUUCUUAGAAAUGUUCAACUCACUACAUAAAAAAAUUUAUAAAACAGUUAGAAAUCAAAGGGCUAGUAUGGCAGACUGGUAUCUAAUUAUAGCCUGUGUGGGCAAUGCAAGAAGCAAGCAUUUCCUUCAUUUAAGAAAAAGCUACUGUAACAUUGUCAGGUGAUGUGCAAGUGUGGUCCCUCCUCAGGGCAGUCACUGGUUCUGCGGCCCCUUCCCACUCUGAAGAUUUUCUGAUGGCUGCCAGGGGUGCUUCUCAAAGCAUUUUCACUGUGAUGAUGGUCUAAAGGAGACAGUUUGUUGCAACAAUAACCACUUGUAUGGAAUAUUACCUCUUUUCAGAUCAUGUUUUUAAGGAGUGACUUAGAAUGAUAGUUUUAUGAUUAGGGAGAGUUCCUUCUCAAGCUGAAAAGACUAAAAUAAUCACAAGGCCUCCAGAACCCAAAUUGGGCACAUUUUAUGUUGGAUGUUUAAUUCAAUGUAACACAUAUUCACAGGGCAUAUACUAUAAAAUACUGUAGCUAAUACUUAAUAAAAAUCCAUUCAAUUUGGAGCUCACACUUAGCUAUACUAUAAUUGGACUUAAUAUUCAUUAAAACACCUUUAUUUUAUUUUACCUAGCUUUUUAAAAAAUUUUGUUGCUUAUAGUUUGUGGGGCAGAACAGAAUGGAUGAGCUUGAACAAAUUCCUUUAAAAAUAAGAAGAGUAGCUGUAACAAUGAUUAAGAGUUGUGGAGUACUCACUGAGUGCAGUAACUGCUAGGGGCUUUACAAGCCAUUCUUUUUUUAAAUUUUACUUGUUUAUCGUUAGAAGAGAAGGGAAGGAGAAAGGGAGAGAAAUAUCAAUGUAUGGUUGCCUCUCAUGCAUCCCUGACUGGGAACUGGCCUGCAAGCCAGGCAUGUGCCCUGACUGGGAAUCGAACCAGCCACCCUUUGCUUCACAGGCCCGUGCUCAAUCCACUGAGCUACACCAGCCAGAGCCUACUAUGAAAUCUUUAAUUCAUCCUUUUUGUUUGUUUCUAUUCCAUUCUAUCACCCCUCCCCCAAUUUCUUCUAGUUUUUGGAACAGGGAUAUAAAUUCUUCCUGUGAGUAACUUAUGAUAAUACAAGAGCUAAUAACUGCUUCAAGUGAUAACCAGCUCAUUUUCCUUAGGAAAAAAACUGGCCCAUGUCAUGAAGCUGGAAAUUGUUUUUGUGUCUAAGGUGAUGGUGGUCACACCACUGACAGGGAAACCUGCCCCAUUGUAGAAUUAAUAGGCAGACAAUCUGCCUUCCUUUGACACAUCCUCUCCUUCUGGGGAGUAUCAUCAAAAGUAUGGACAGAGAUCUCUUCUGUUGUCAUGGUGACACUUCUUCCCUGAUAGGAUAUCAGUCAUUUCAAGCAUGUUUCACUUGUUCUGAGUUUUCUCUGUUGUGUGUUUAGAUAAUAACUAGUUAAGGAACUCCUUGACACAAUUCUGAACUUCAGAGAUAAGCUCCUGGCUCUUUCUAAAGUAGUACCUCCUACCUUUUGUCUAUAGCCAUUGAAUCCUAGCCUAUAUUUUUUCAUUAAUUGAUUCAUUCAUCUAAUAUCUAUUGAAUAUUUAUUGUCUGUCACUGUGAAUUUGAGCAUUUUAUAUUAAAUUAAAAUUACUUAGCACAUACUGUGUGUUCACCCUGUGCUGGGAUGGUGCUCUGUACUUUUCUUCCCGUUGUGAUUGCCACUGUUCACAAGAAAAAGGCAAGGUAAAGAAAAUCAUGCUCACAAAGGUGAAAUAUCUUGUUCAAGUCACCCAUUUAAUAAAUAGUGGACAGAACGUGAACCAGAAAUCUAACUCUAUAGCUCAUGCUUUAAUUAUGUCUUUUUUAGCCAUAUGAUUAAAUUUUUGUAUAAUUUAUUUUAAGUAAGAAACUGAGCAGAGUUCUGAACUGCAAGAGCCAAGCCAGAUAUUUACCAUGUUGAUACCAUUAAAAUGAUGACUAGUUUAGCUAAAAGUGAACUUGUUAAAAAAAUUACUUCAUGGCUUUAUACGUGUAAGUCUAAAAGGGAAAUUUCAGAGUCUCAGGUUUAUCCUCACCUGGGCCAGUCCACACCAUGGAUCAUAUUCACCAAUUAGAGUUACAUACUAGCAGAUCUAUUAUUACAUACAGAUUUUAUAACCUAAUGGCUACUUUGUCAAUAAUAGAACCAAAAGCAAUUUCAGUAGUGAAUCCAGUAGGUAGCAACCUGAGUUUCCUUCCACUGUGAUUCUAUUAAGAUGCCACUCUUGGUACUUAGGAAAAAUUUGUUUAAAAUUGCAUUGUAAUGACAGUUAAUGAGGCUAUUUUCCUAAUAUAUGGGCUAGCUACACUUGAUUAAAAAUAUCAGACCUCAUUUUAAUUAGAUGUAGUAGAAGAUUUCAAUAACAGGUGGUCAUUCUAUUGAGUUAAAAAUUUUCAGUAAUUGGGUAGACUUUCUGCUUUAUGGGAGAAGAUAACAGUAACAAGAUAGAACUUAGAUUACUGGUUGUUGGGUACAUAUUAAACUUUCUCAGAUACAUACCUGGGUCAUUUAAUAAACUAAGGAAUUGUAAAAAUAUCUGGUCAAAUUGCAAAGGGGCACAAUAGAUACACAGUAAAUACUUCUUAACAUGUCAUGAAAUGGGCCUAGGUAGCCUAAAGGAAUUAAUGAGUCUACUAAAAUACCUACAUUAUAACCAUUUAUUCCCCAUUACACAGUUAUUUCUAAAUACAAGAGGAGAAACUUUAACAAAUAUAUAACAUUUGUAUUGCUCCCAGGGUUAAUCUAACUAAACAUGGGUGAUUUGAUUUAUAGUAGUAUUUUUAUAAAGAAUAUCAGGGGAAAUGGUUUUAAUGUCAUGGGCAAAGUAAAUUCCUGUCAUUUUUACUUGAUCCCAGGUGUCUAUCAGGCUCAUUGCUAACUUCAGGUUUUGUCCAAGUUGUUUAUAUGAAAUAUCUCAGUGUAAUAUGGGGAAUUGCAGGUUAUUUGAAAAUAUUGACAAAGAAAACACAAAUGAGAAACUCCAUUUUUAUAAUUAGUUUUCCCAAAAGUCAGGCAUGUCUUUGAGAACAAGCUUUUGGCUAUAUUAUUUUUGUGCACAGGAGGAAAAAUUAUUAGUAGGAUUAUAGAUAUUAUUUUUAUAAUAGAAUGUUAAAUUCCCCCAAAACAUCAAAAAUUGUCUCCUAAAACUAUGCUAUGUUUUUAAAACUUGUUUUAAAAAAGAUUCUAAAUAGCAAUAGGGUCUUUUCUCCUUCUCCAGUCCAAUGAUUUAAUGGGAUAGAUGAACCAAUGUUUAUAUUUUUAAACCUGUAAAUAUUUUAUUUUCAGUAUUUUGUAUAUUUGUUAAUAUAAUUCCAUUUUGUGCAUAUGUAUCAUUGUGCAUGUUUCUGGGUUUGAUAGUCACUCUUUUAAGGAAUGUAAGAAGCUUGGACUAACAGCGUUUUUCUUGUCUCAUUCAAACAUCCUAAAAUGAAAAUAUGACAGUGCCAUUUUACCCAUUGUGUUUA
Molecule: messenger RNA, 9578 nt
Organism: Artibeus jamaicensis (Jamaican fruit-eating bat)
Lineage: Eukaryota; Metazoa; Chordata; Mammalia; Chiroptera; Phyllostomidae
Gene: AMER2
Product: APC membrane recruitment protein 2
Biological process (GO): regulation of canonical Wnt signaling pathway
Cellular component (GO): plasma membrane
Molecular function (GO): beta-catenin binding; phosphatidylinositol-4,5-bisphosphate binding
Source: RefSeq, a predicted model, not a curated record